Messenger RNA from Lingula anatina, 640 nucleotides. RefSeq names its product galactose-specific lectin nattectin-like. Lineage: Eukaryota; Metazoa; Brachiopoda; Lingulata; Lingulida; Lingulidae. The record is from RefSeq and is a predicted model, not a curated record.
AAGAUAACAUACACCAUAUAUACAUAUACGGUAGGUUCGUUUUAUCUUCAAUGUUCAUUGUUUCAAUCCAGAUAUAGAUGAAUGUAAAAAACCCUCCACGUGUUCCAACCCCAGGACUCAGUGUGUUAACACCGUGGGGAGUUAUGACUGCUUAUGUCGCGGCGGGUUCUACGGAAAUAAUUGUGAACGCAAUUGCCCGGUGGGCUUUGUGCAGGGGGACAGUAACUGCUAUUUGAUAACGGAGAAGAUGGUGACUUUUGACGAUGGACGUCUCAUGUGUGAAAGAGCUUACAACGGGUCACAUCUGGCUGAUGUUAAGGACAAAAGGACUUUCAAAUUUGUCACAAAAAUUCUCCAGGCCUCCGGAUCGUAUUGGACAGGUUUGAACGACCGAUCACAAGAAGGAAAAUUCGUCUACAGUGACGGGAGUCAAAUGUCUGCGUACAGCGAAUGGGGCAACGGUAACUCCCAGCCGACGUCUAAUGACCCAAUGAAAAACUGCGUCAUCAUGGACGGGUCGGCAGCGUUCAUGUGGUCAGUUGUUGACUGCAACGAGAAGCACCUGGCUCUUUGUGCGCUUAAAAGAGGUUAACAGAAAAGACUAACAUCGAGUAAAAAUAAUUCUGUAAGACCCACAUGU